AGUCCUUAUCUUCUCUUCCUAAAGAGCUCCUAACACGCAAUCUUGGUCGAUUAGGGAAAUCAGUUAGUUUGGUCUGUUAAGUAAGUUUACUAUAGGUAAAUCUAAGAGACCUGAUAAAAUACAUUCGAGAUUCCUCCUAUGAGUUAGUAACAUUCCUAGUUUCCUAUCAUCGGUUUUGUUAUAUCCUGACGAUAUGAAGAUGAGUGAGGGUAGUGUUUAGGAGCUUCGGGACAACUUGCAGAAAUUAUCCGAACGGUUUAGAAUUUGGCAGUUGCCGACAAAUGCCUCCAGGUGCAUAAUGGUUACCAAUUUACGGAUGCAUACACAGUGAAUAUUGAGCUACUUGUUGUCUAGAUACGUAAACUUGGGAGUCAUCGCUAUUCGCGGCUUGAUCACUCAUGCAAACCGUCAUGUAACAGACGCCGAAGCUUUUAGAAUCCACUGAUCAGUAAGUAUAGCCUUUUGCCACGUGGAUGCUAAGACACAUCUGACUACGUAUAUAGCAUUCGUCCGACCUUCACCUGAGCAUUUCCUAAAUGUUCAUUGAGUUGUUAGAAGAGAUUUCUGAAACACCAGGUAGGUUGAUUCUUGGAAUCUCACAGCUUCCAUAUGACGAGAGAUUGGCCAAACCAACCUAUUUUCAUUAUAAUGCAGAAGGACCACUGGUGACUUUACCACAGUUUCGAAAUAACAUGAUAGAAUUGCAAUCGGCACUCCCCCUUUUUAUUUUCUUACAAAACAGAGGAUUUAUGAUGAAACCUAGAAUGAAUAACAUGUAAGCUGACUAUCGAUUCCCCCAGGGAACAAUAAGAAAAACGGAACUCCUUUACUCAAUACGUGAUUAAAGCUCCAUCUAUAAACUCCAUCAAAAAAUUAGAUCAACUGACGCAACAUUGUCUUUUGAACUAAAACCAGUCACACAGUUUCCUGUCCUUUCUUAAAUAAAACUGAAAAUCCAAUCUUAUGGAUUGACAACCGAGUGUGGGACAUUUUCACUGUGCGUUACUCAAUUUACACUUGGGAUGAGGAAGAAGGUUUUGUUAAUGGGAAAAUCUGGUUCAGGCAAAACGAGUAUGAGAAGUAUCAUAUUUGCAAACUUCAUCGCUCGAGAUACUCGCAGGCUCGGUCCUACAAUGGACGUAGAACACACUCACCUACGACUGCUAGGUGGAUUGGUUCUAAAUUUAUGGGAUUGCGGAGGUCAAGAUGGAUUUAUGGAAAGCUAUUUCGUCAACCAAAGAGAAACCAUAUUCAGAAAUGUCGAAGUCUUGAUCUAUGUUUUCGAUAUUGAAAGCAGGGAAAUAUCAAAAGACUUGGCUUAUUACCGUUCGUGCUUGGACGCUGUAAAUCAAAAUUCCCCCGGUGCGAAAAUCUUUUGCCUCAUUCAUAAGACAGACCUCGUCAGUGAAGAAAAAAAGGAUGAAGUAUUUCAAGUCAGAAAGCAAAAUAUCGAAGCGGUUACAAAGCCAUUCACUUGUUCAUGCUUUGCUACGUCAAUAUGGGAUGAAACAUUAUUUAAAGCUUGGUCUAAAAUUGUUUAUGAACUUAUUCCGAAUAUCAAAAUGUUGGAGGGUAGUUUAAAGCAACUUUGUGAAGUACUAGAAGCUGAUGAAGUGAUCCUAUUCGAAAGAGCAACAUUUUUGGAAAUUGCUUGUCAUUCUAGAGUUCCACAUUCUGAUGUGCAUAGGUUUGAGAAGAUAAGCAACAUUGUGAAACAAUUCAAAUUGUCAUGUAGUAAAGUUGGGGCAAAUUUCACGAAAAUUGAACUGCGCAACCAACACUUUGCUGCGUUUAUUGAUGUUUUCACAUCUAAUACAUAUAUCAUGGUGGUAUGUUCUGAUCUAUCCAUCGCCUCUUCUGCAACUUUGCUGAAUAUUCGCAAUGCACGCAAGCACUUUGAAUAUUUGGAAAAAUUAGAACAACCACAUUCGGCAAUAGCUCGUUGUGGCUAGACACUUUCUUGAAUCUCUUGAGAUAACUUUUUGACUCAAGAUCCCAAUAUGACUGUAUAUUAAAUUGCUUAUUUUUAAUUUAGAACAUAGUCAUCAUAAUACUUCAGUUGUUGUACAGAUAUACUUUAAUGCCAUCUAGUGAAUUGUACAUCUCUAAAGAGUUGUGAUAGUAAACAAAGUACACAUACUUCCCUAUUUUACUAAUAUCACUGAACGAAAACUUUGUGUCUGUGAAUGGGCUAAUCAUACCAUUUUCAUCUUUUAUAUAAUCUCUCUUUACUGUUGUUGAAUCUCCAUCUUAACACUCAACUUUUGAAAUAUUUAACAAAAUGCCCAUCGUUUCGCAUUACUCAUUUAAGUGGAUCGGCACAUGAAAACAAUUUUGUUUGAUUAAAACCACCUAAGUAAUUAUUCCAAAACAGUUUAUAUUCAUGCUAUGAAAAUAUUUAAACAGAUUUUCUGAUUUUUAUGAGCUAUUUUUCUAAUUAUGUAAUUAUCACAGGGGUUAUUUUUCUUUUCAAUCCUUAUCUUGAUUGUAAAAAAUUCACAUAAUUAUGUUGAUAAUUGAUUGUAUAAUUAACCAUCAUUAUUUUGUCUUCAUGUCCUUAGUAGGCAGGUACUAAGCUUAUUCGGGGCAUCAGCUUACAGGCCAGACCAUAGCUGGUACCUUGACAAGGCAAUUAGGCUUGGCUGUCGUGACGACCCAACAAUUAUCUUGUUCCUUGUAAUUCUACGACACAGGGAUGACUGAAGAUGAGACAGGAAAUGUAGAGUUUGAGAAGGAAUUUGUGCUACCACCUGUGCUGGGGUAUGAUGCCAGCAAAUCGUUUUCGACAAAUAGCCGACAUCCCCCACGACGCUCCUCCCUCACAACGGAAUGAAAGCGUUAACAAAUAUUUGCCAUAUAAACAGCGUAUAUCACCUUGCCCAACGAAUUUCCUGCUCAAGUAAUACUGCUUGAAAAGUAGAGUUCACACAUUUGAAACUACUCGUUGAUAGCCCGUCUGUAUUUAACUCUUUAGGGUCGGGUUUUUAAGUUUGAGCUCAUAUUGUUCAAUAGCGGCCAAAUAUGUGGGGAGAAGUAGACGUAGUAGAAGAAAUACAAGUGGGUAAUGGAUAUCGCUAGAGGGAAAUAGGCAUUUUAAAGAGAAUAAACCUUUUGACUGGAAUUAGACACCUUUGGAUGCCGGCUCAGUAGACGAGAGGUUAAGCGUUCGCGCGCGACGCCGAAGGUCCUGGGUUUGAAUCCUGUGUACGGGAUUGUGGAUUUGAACCGCUGUGGAGUUCCAUGCUGAGAUGAAACAGCCGUCCAGCGUUUCCAUGUUUUCAAAGGUGGUCUAACAUUGAUCGGUUCAUGAUUUCAAUGAGUUGGGAGAAAAUGAUUAUUCGUAAAUUUCAGGUUAUAGAAUUCUUCCAAGGCCUGGAGAAACGUUUGAAUGUCCAGUUUCUCCAAAUUUACUUAGGUGGUGCUCAUAGAUGCACACUACUCGCCAUAGAUAUCUCCGUAAGGAUUACUCGCUUUGCCUAACUUUUCAGAGAAUAAUCAUCCCAGAGACUCGCUUAUCGAUUUUAAAUAUCCAGAUGGCAUUAACUUUGAUAUGAUGCAGUUCUAAAAACAUUUUGAGCAUGCAGAAAUGCAUUUCCGGGAUGUAUUUCUUUCACUCUAAAUGCAAGACGGCCAGGUCCGUAUUACCGCAGAGUGACCAUAUUGAGUCAUUUAGUUGGGUGCGUUGGUAUGAAUUUGAAAUAACGAAAUAGAAGUUUAACAAAACAAUCAAAAACUCAAAUUCGAGGUAUGCAGUAUGAGAUUGUGUUGUAUUAUCAUGAUAGGUUUAAACACAACAUAAAAUAUUUAAAUAUACAGUAGGUGUAUUAGUUAUUCACCGCAGUUGACAACUCUACUUUUGUUAUAUCCGAACGGAGAACAAAGGAAUAGUAACAACUGCCAAGAAUUAUUUAUGGACUAUCAUAUAUUUUUAUU
Schistosoma haematobium is the source of this 3933-nucleotide messenger RNA. RefSeq lists its product as uncharacterized. Gene Ontology annotation, molecular function: GTPase activity; GTP binding. Lineage: Eukaryota; Metazoa; Platyhelminthes; Trematoda; Strigeidida; Schistosomatidae. The record is from RefSeq and is a predicted model, not a curated record. The transcript has 7 exons. The coding region runs from base 1023 to 1952 and encodes 309 amino acids. Gene Ontology annotation, biological process: positive regulation of TOR signaling; regulation of autophagy; cellular response to starvation. Gene Ontology annotation, cellular component: Gtr1-Gtr2 GTPase complex; lysosome; nucleus.